AUGGGAAUAAAAGGCACCGUUCGUCGCAGCACUGAUGGCCAUAUAAUACACGCCAACAUUGAUACCGAUGUUAUAAUAGCUGAGGAACCCCCAUACGGUUCGACUCAAAAGCCUGAGGAUAUGUACAGGAUUAUUGAGCACUUUGCCCUUGGCCGCAGGAGGCUUGAACUCUUUGGUGAAGACCACAAUAUUCGGUCUGGUUGGCUGACUGCUGGAAAAGGACUAUCCUCAUCAAAUUUCAAUGCCGAGGCCUAUCUCAGGAACUUUGCUGACAAGGACGGAAAAGUUUGGCAAGGAGGGGGUGGACGAAAUCCACCUCCAGAGGCACCUCAUCUUGUUGUGACAACCCCCGACAUAGAGGCCCUUCGGCCCAAAUCGCCAAUGAAAAACCAGCAGCAACUGCAGCAGCAGAAUUCAGCAUCCAUUUCUCUGACCACGGCAAAUUCCUCCAACAGAAGGCCGGCUGGAAAUUCACCACAAAAUCCAACUGCUCUAUGUAUUAACCAAGAGGCUUCAAGUUCCAAUCCCUCAACGCCAGCUCCUUGGGCUUCACAAUUGGAGGGGUUUAAAGGGCGAGAGGGCAACAAUUUGCCGUCAGAUGAUAAGGUUUUUGAUAUGUAUGGGUACAGUGGACAAGCAAAUGGAGACUUUAUAGAUUUCGAGUCUCACAGACACAUGAAUUUGUUGUAA
Molecule: messenger RNA, 690 nt
Organism: Prunus armeniaca (apricot)
Lineage: Eukaryota; Viridiplantae; Streptophyta; Magnoliopsida; Rosales; Rosaceae
Source: the annotation of a GenBank genome assembly